Molecule: messenger RNA, 987 nt
Organism: Exaiptasia diaphana
Lineage: Eukaryota; Metazoa; Cnidaria; Anthozoa; Actiniaria; Aiptasiidae
Product: adenosine receptor A3-like
Exons: 1
Coding region: 1-987 (328 amino acids)
Biological process (GO): G protein-coupled receptor signaling pathway
Cellular component (GO): membrane
Molecular function (GO): G protein-coupled receptor activity
Source: RefSeq, a predicted model, not a curated record
AUGAAUUCUGUGAUAAAUAACUCUUCAAGUGCCUUACCAGACGUCUGCUUCAUGUCGAUUAUGGMGUUUGAUCCUAAUAGUAUGAACCACCCAGAUUCAGUUAAGACAACUUGGAUUUUCCUCGCUGUUGUUAAUGGCCUUGCUGCCCAGCUGACAAUCAUCGUCAACGCCCUUGUUAUAUGGACGAUUGUGGGAAAUGAAAAUCUUCGAUCUUCUGCCUUCAACAUUUCGCUUGCUUCUUUGGCAGUGACUGAUUUCCUUGUAGGAUUGUUGGUCGAGCCAUUGUUCUGUCUACUUAUUGCAUGUCUUCUCAAUGAUUUUUUCCCGCCAGACUGUGUAUUCACAGCUUAUUUUUUGUCGUCCCUUGCCUUCUGUUGUAUGACGUCCGUCAGCUUUACGAUUGCGUGUAUUGAGAGGUAUCUCACUAUAGAACAUCAAAACAUUGCUUUAAAUUUUACAGGAAAGAAGGUCAUGCUAGCAACAGUAAUAUCCUGGAUGGUAUGCCUGGGUUAUUUGUUGAUUGCUACCGUCGUACUAAACAGAAACCAUUCUACACUUUAUAAAGUUCCACCAAUUUUUGCCAUGAGUAUUCUCGGUGUAAUCAUACUGUACUGUUCACUUAAAGUUCAGCUAACAGCUUUCCGCCAAAGUAGAAACAUCGCCCAGCAGCUAGCAUCAGUUCAACAGCCCAACCAACAGCUACAACAGCAACGGCGACUUCAGGAAUACAAGCGAGUGUUCAUGAUGAGCAUGUUGGCUGUUGUGUCAGUUGUCUUAUACACYCCCUACAUAUCAGUARCAGUGAUAGAAAGCUUGAAGGUUGGGGAUAUCAUCACGACCAAUUUCAAGUACUUGUCAAUUUACUCUUGUGCAACGGUUAUUCACCUCCAGUCUCUCAUCAACCCAAUUAUCAUGUCACUUCGUCUGUCCUACCUUCGCCAGGGCAUCAAAAACAGGGUCGCGCUUUUGGUUUUCACAAGGAACUAA